Molecule: messenger RNA, 993 nt
Organism: Paramecium sonneborni
Lineage: Eukaryota; Ciliophora; Oligohymenophorea; Peniculida; Parameciidae
Source: the annotation of a GenBank genome assembly
AUGCAGAAGAAUAUCUCUUCAUAUUUCAAAUCAAGUAAAAAAGGAGAAGAUUCAAAUGAUUAGAUAAAAGAAUAAUAAUUCAUAGAUGAAAACCUUAAAAAGGAAAAAUAAGUAGUUGUUGGAUAAAAAAUAUGUUCAUCAAAAUCAAAACAACAUAAUAUAGAUAUAAAAGGUGGUAUUCUAUUUAUAGAUAUGGCAGAAUUAUAUGAAUAAGUAUUUUGUAAUUUAAAUGAAAGGUUGGUGAAAUAAAAGGAUAGAAUUCAAAAGAUGCAAUAAAAGAAUUGGUAGCUAAAAUGUUUAUAAGAAUUAUGAAAGAAAAUAGAGAAGAGUUUGUACCAGCAUACUUAUUUAGUAUUCUUAAAUUAGGACCUGAUUAUGAGUCAUGGGAAUUAGGAAUUGGUUAAGGAAUAAUAGUGAAAUCCAUUAGUGCAGUGUCUGGAAAGAGUGUAUAUAUAAUUUAAUUAUAAAAAGGAAAAAUAAGUUAGAGAAUUAUUAAACACAUUAGGAGAUUUGGGUCUGGCAAUAGAAAAAUCAAAAUCUACUUAAACAUCAUUAAAUAAAUUUUUUGUAUCUUAAAAUGUUAAAGAAGAAGUAAAAUUAACAAUGAUUCAAGUAUUUAAUACUCUUUAAUAAUUAUAAAAACAAGAAGGAACAGGAAGUUCAUUAGAAAAAGAAAGAAUUUUAACUAAUCUCUUAAGAAUAGCUAAACCUAUUGAAGCUAAGUAUAUAGUAAGAUUCAUUGAAAAGAAUUUAAAAAUUGGAGCAGCUGAAAAAACUAUGUAAGCUGCUUUAGCUAGAGCAUUUUAAUUAUAUCAUAAAGGGAAUAUUGAUGGUGAUUAUGAAAGUAUUAUCAAUUAAGCCUUAUGUGAAUGUCCUAAUUAUCAUAAAAUUAUUGAUACUCUCUUUAAUAUUAAAAGUUUAUAAGAAGUANAUUAUGCGUUAUAAUUUUAUUCAAUUGAUAAAGAUAUAUUUUAGAUUAAUUAUAAAAAUUGA